This is a messenger RNA of Ooceraea biroi (clonal raider ant), 1595 nucleotides long. It is a transcript of the gene Fntb, whose product is annotated as Farnesyl transferase beta subunit. Gene Ontology annotation, molecular function: protein farnesyltransferase activity. The record is from RefSeq and is a predicted model, not a curated record. Gene Ontology annotation, cellular component: protein farnesyltransferase complex. Gene Ontology annotation, biological process: protein farnesylation. NCBI's taxonomy places the organism in Eukaryota, Metazoa, Arthropoda, Insecta, Hymenoptera, Formicidae.
CCAUUCAUACGUCUAUCAAUAAUUCCUUUAUCAUCACUCGUAUUUGUGAAUUGUGAUAUCUAUGCAUUACUUUAGUUCAGUUUGUCUUCAAUAUUAUAUUAGGAAAUUAAUAUUGUACAUAUAAUAAGACUUAAUACGUACGUGUAUUAUUUAAGCAGAGUAAACGAAUGCGAAUAAUAUAUUAAAAGGUGUACAAUACAAAAUUCCUAGAGGCUCGAUACAUAGCCGAAGGACGUUUUAACCUCUGAGCAAUUUCGCUCUUUUUAUUUCGAAUAACAUUUAAAUUAUGAAAGAGAUUACAAACGUCAUAUUAUGUCAAGCCCGGAACUGCACACAAUGCGGAGUUACGAGGAGGUGUUAAAGCAGCGGCAAGACGAUGAGGGACACAGCACCGCAACUACAAGCGAACAGGCUCGUAUUGAAGAGAUUGUACUUAAGUUUUAUCAGUCUUGUCACGGAGAGACCGAUCCGGUUUUGCUUAAAUACAAACACAUUGACCAUUUAAAGAAAUCAAUCGCAUUUUUGAGGGAGACAUACGAGUGCUUGGACUCGAGCAGACCAUGGCUGUGUUUCUGGAUAUUGCACUCAUUGGCGUUGUUAGGGGAUCAUUUAGACGAUGAGGCAAAUAACAAGGUAAUACGCUUCCUGGCCAAGUGUCAGUCGCCAACGGGCGGCUUCGGAGGUGGUCCAGGACAGUAUGCGCAUCUAGCUUCCACUUACGCCGCUGUAAAUGCAUUAUGCAUCAUCGGUACACAAGAGGCGUACGAUGUGAUAGAUAGAAAGAAUUUGAAGCGGUUUUUAUCGUCGUUACGCGGAGAGGACGGUUCUUUCUGUGUGCACGAAAGCGGAGAGGUAGAUAUACGAGGGCCGUACUGCGCUCUCGUUGCCGCCCAGCUGACAAAUGUAUAUACCCCGGAUAUGUUCAAAGGCACCGCCGAAUGGAUAGCCAAGUGUCAGACGUGGGAGGGUGGUUUCGGUGGUUGUCCGGGUAUGGAAGCCCACGGCGGGUAUGCGUAUUGCGGCUUGGCGGCGCUCGUAAUGCUCGGGAGAACAGAACUCUGCCGUUUGUCAGAGCUAUUGAGGUGGCUAGUGAAUAAGCAAAUGCGUCUGGAGGGCGGCUUCCAAGGACGUACGAACAAGCUGGUGGACGGUUGCUACUCGUUUUGGCAGGGCGGCUUGUUCCCGCUACUUCACGCCAUUCUGUUGAAGCUAGGAAAAACUUUCAACAACUCCGAGCACUGGCUGUUCAAUCAAGAGGCCUUACAAGAGUAUAUAUUAGUCUGCUGUCAACAUCCGUACGGCGGUCUUCUGGAUAAACCAGGAAAAGAACGUGAUAUAUACCAUACGUGUUACACGCUGAGCGGACUAUCGAUUGCACAAAAUUCGCCAGCGUCGAUUGUUAUCGGACGGAAAGGUACAAAUCGGGUGGAGGCGAUUCAUCCUGUUUUCAAUGUAGAAUAUUCUGCGGCGAGGAAAGCAGAGGAUUACUUCUCUACUCUACCAAUACCUGAUUGAUGCGUCUUAGCUAUCGAAAAUGUAUACUAAUCACGUUUGUAUCAUGUUUUUCCUAAAAAAUAAAAUUCCAAUUACAAGAU